Molecule: messenger RNA, 2746 nt
Organism: Symphalangus syndactylus (siamang)
Lineage: Eukaryota; Metazoa; Chordata; Mammalia; Primates; Hylobatidae
Product: helicase SRCAP-like
Source: RefSeq, a predicted model, not a curated record
AUGUCUGUGGUCCUAACCCUGGCCCUGCCCUGGAGCUGCCACUGCCUUGGCCCUGCCCUGACUCUGGCCCUGCCCCGGCCCUGGCCCGGCCCCGGCCCCAGCCAUAGACAUGCCCUGCACAGUCCUGGUCCUAUCUGUGGCCUUGGCCUGGCAUUGACUGCUGACCCUGGUCCUGCCAUGGCCCUGUCCCUCCCCUGGCUCUGUCCUGGUCUUGUGCUGACCCUGACCCAGACCUUGGCCGUGCCCCAGCCUUGUCCUAGACCUGGCCAUGGCCCUGCCUCUGCCCUGGACCGGCGCUGGCACUGCCCUCGACCUUCCCUGACCUUGCCUCAGCCUUGGCACUACCCUAGCCUUGCCUUGGCAUUUGCCCUACUCUCUCUAUGGCCUGGCUCUGGCCCCACCUUGCACAGGCCGUGCUCUGCCCUGUGUAUCCCAGCCUGGUCCCAGCCCUGGUCUUACCAUAUUCCUGGCCCCAACCAUACCCUUGUUCUGGCCCUGACCUUGCCCUGGCCCUCUCCUGGCCCUUCCUUGGUCGUGCCCUGCCCUUCCAUGCCCUGGCCUUGCCCUUACCCUGCAUUGUCCCUGCACUGUUCCUGCCCUGCCCUGGCACUGCCUUGGCCCUGGCCGUGCCUUCUCCUUGGCCUUGCCCUUGCCCUGCCCUUGCCUGACUCCAGGCCUACCGAGUCUAUGAAAUGGCCAUGGACCUUCCUUGCCAUCCUCUGUUCUGGCCCUAUAUUGUCCCCACCAUGCUCUGGUCCAGUGCUUGCCCUGGCCCUGUUGCUAGUCUUGCCACUGCUAUGGCCCUGCCCUGUUUUUGGCCAUGUCCUGUGCUACCCUAGCCCUGCCCUGCCUUGGCCUUGGCCCUACCAUGACCUUCUCCUACCCAGGCCUGGCCCUACCCUGGUCUUUUCUACCCUGGCUUUGCUCUUCCCUGGUCUUGCCCUGCCCUGGCCUUGCCCUGCCCUGGUCUUGCCCUGCCCUGGCCUUGCCCUGCCCUGGCCUUGGCUUUGCCUUGUCCUUGUCUUGGUUCUGCCCUGGUCCUGCCCUUGCUCUGGAUCUUCUCUGGUUCUGCCUUCUUCCUGGCCCUUCCCUUGCUCUGGCCCUGGCCCUGGCCCAGCAUUGACCCUGCCCCUGGCCCUGACAAUCCACAGGCCCUGCCCUGGCCCUGCCUUGGCCCUGUGCUAUCUUAGUCAUCUCCUGGCCCUGAACUUGCCCUGGCCCUACCCUCACCCUACACUGGCCCUGCCCUACCCUGGCCUUGCUGAGCCCUGGCCCUGCCUUUGGCCUGCCCUGGCUCUGGUUCUGCCCUGGCCUUGCCCUUGCCCUGGACCCUUCCUGGCCAUGUUUUCUCCAUGGUCCUUCUCUGGCCUUGCCCUUGCCCUGUCCCCUUUCUGAUCCUGCCAUGUUUCUGGCCCUGCCCUGUCCAUGUCCUGGACCUGGCUCUGGCCCUGGACCUCCCUGUCCCUGCCCUGCCAUACCCUUGCCCGUUCCUUGCUCUACACUGACCCUGCCCUGCCUUGGCCCUGUGCUACCCUAGCCCUGCCCUUGCCUUCUGCUGGCCCUGAUCCUGCCAUGGCCCUUGCCCUGCCAUGUCCCUGCCCUGGCCCUGGUUCUGCCCUGCUUCCGGCCCUGGCCUUGGUCCUGUCGUGUCCCUGGCUGUGACCCUGCCCCUGGUUUUUCUCUGGCCAUGACUCUGCCCCAGUUCUGUCCUAUCACUGGCCCUGUCUCAGUUCUGUCCUAGUCCUGGCCUUUCACAGUACUUUAUGCUUAGUAAGGGCUCCAUAAUGUCUGUGAGUUGAAUGUUGUGUUCAUAGUAUCUACCAAAACAGAAAGAAAAAAAACAAAAUCUGACAACGAGAAGUUAAAGCUUUGUAUAUAAUAUGCCUUGAAUUGUAAUUAUUAGUUGUAUUAGUUAUUAGCUAUUAGUUAUUAGUUAUUAGCCUGUUAUUCAUUGUAUUACAUAUAGGUCAUGGGUUUGUAUGCAUAACUCCAAACCAUUGAUACUGUUAAAAGAAUAUAUGAAUAUAUGAAAGAAUGUGUAAACAUAAGAAUGUAUGAGUAUCUAAUGACCUUUCCAAAUUAACUUUUAUUUUUAGCUCUAUUAGAUUUUUCUCAGUGUAACAAAUGUUUAUGCCUAUGUAAUUAAGGGCAUAUUUCUUGUACAGAAUAUUCAUAUUACCUAAUUGAAAAUUAUAUAAUACAAAAAUAUAAUACUAUUUUUAGGCCAGGCAUGGUGGCUUGUACCUGUAAUCCCAACAUUUUGAGAGGCCAAGUUUGGAGAAUCAUUUGAGGCCAGGAGUUGAAGACAACAUACUGAGACCUUGUCUUUAUUAAAUAAAUAAAUAAAUAAAUAAAUAAAUAAAUAAAUGAAUAAAUGAAUAAGUAGGUUGGGCACUGUGGCUCAUGUCUGUAAUCCCAGCAUUUUGGGAUGACAAGGCAGGAGGAUUGCUUGAGCCCAGGAGUUUGAGACGAGCCUGGGCAGCAUAGCAAGCCUCCAUCUCUACAAAUAAUAAAAUAUUAACCAGGUGUGGUGGUGCGCACCUGGGGUCCCACCUACCUGGGAGGCUGAGGUGGGAGGUUUGCUCGAGGCUGCAGUGAACUGUGAAUGCACCACUAUAUUCCAGCCUAGGCCACAGAACAGGACCUUGUCUAUAAAUAAAGAAAUGAGUAAAAAUAUAAAUAAAAAUAAGUGAAAAAGGACAUAAAUUAAUAUAAAUAUAAAUACAUAUAAAUAUAAAAAUGAAUA